AUGCUUACAGAAUGUGAAAGGAUUCUUGGUCAUGGCCUUCUACGACUUCCGGCGGAGCACAACUACCGCUACGGCCCCGCGGCGGAGAAAGCCCUGCUGGAGCUCCUCUUCCGUUCCAUGACCGGCCACAACGACGAACGUCUUCGUCAGCUAUUCCCGAAUGGACCACCAGCUGGACUGUGGAAGUUGGCCGAGGCUCAAGGCGCAGUUGAAGGCGCCGAAUACACAGAAGCCGCGCGCGGUAAACGUUGCGGGCAUAUCCUUCGAGCUGGGGAGGCAACAUAUCGAUGCAACACUUGCGGAGUAGACGAGACCUGCGUCCUUUGCAGUAGGUGCUUUGAUUCUUCCGAUCAUACCAACCAUCAGUACCAGAUUUAUGUGUCACCGGGGAACAGCGGCUGUUGCGACUGCGGAGAUGAAGAGGCGUGGCGGAUCCCCGUGCACUGCGCGAUUCAUACAGACAAUGGGGAACGUAAAGGGAAGGAGCGCGUACGUGCCCGUCUCCCAGAGGAUUGGGUGAAUAAUAUCAGGUUGACCAUUUCCCGCGCGCUUGAUUACUUCGCCGAUGUGAUAUCGUGCUCUCCGGAACAACUUCGUCUGCCGAAGACAGAAGAAGGGAUUAGGCAAGAUGAAGUGGCGUCUCGUCUGCAUGCCGGAUGGUACGGCGAGGGAGAUGCUCCAGAAGAGGAACCGGAAUUCGCACUCUGCCUUUGGAAUGAUGAGAAGCACACGAUGCAAGACGUCACUAACCAAGUGAGCCGAGCCUGCCGGGAAAGGACUAGCUAUGGGAAGGCGAAAGCCCACGAAACGAACGAUAUUGGGAGAAGCGUUGUCAAAUAUGGGAAAGACCUCAAAACACUGUUAGGGGUGUCGAAGAUCAUUGAACAAAUCAAGAUCACCACUACAAUCCGAUCCUCCCGCGACACGUUCCGUGAGCAGAUGUGCGGAACUAUUGUUGAAUGGCUGGCGGAUAUCGCCGGGUGUAGUAUCCUCGAUGACAACCAGAUACUCCGUCAGCUAGUCUGUGAGGAGCUCCUGGGACCCUGGAGACGCGGCAGUGGCGCUUUCAACGCCGACAUUGGUCGACAAGGCAUUGACGACCAUUCUGGAAUGGAUUUAUUAGAAAGAUUACGUGCUAUUGGCACCGUCAUGGUACGUGUGACGCCGCAAGGCCAGGGUGUUGCCCCGGACGAAGACGACGACGAUGACGAGAUAGAGAAUGAGAAUGACGAGGCAAAUGAGGAUGAAGGUGAAGUUGACGAGGAAUUUGUCGAGGCUCAAGACGAUGCUGAUGACGGAGACGACGAGAUGGAACUUGAGCUCACUCGGUUGCGCGAAGACAUUGCAGACGAUGAUGUAGACAUGGUGAUGGGCGGUACAGAGGACGUUUUGCAAAUGGCCCAAACCAUUUUUGGCUUCAACUCUCCACUCCAAGGACAACAAACUGAGCGACAGGAGCGGCAGGAGGAGCAGCAGCAGCAGCAAGAGUCAGUCCAGACAAGCAAUCCUCCCCAGGUUUCCUCUGGCGGACAACACAGUGAAAACCGUGACGCCCAAGGAGUUUCACACAACCAGGGGAACAUGCUGCAUACGCCAAUUCCUAAAACUCCUCGUGGCGUGCGCCGUUUCCCUUCGACAACGACGCCGGGCUACUGGCAAGUUCGCCCCUCCGCUCCUGUGACCGGCGAAAAUGUGCCUCUUUAUGAGGAUUUAUGGCAGCGCACCCGACUUGAUUGGAUGAUUCUAUUUGACCUGAGAUUGUGGAAAAAGGCCCGUACUGAUCUUCGCGAUCUUUAUCUCAGCACUGUGGUGAACGUGCCACAGUUCAAGAGGGUCAUGGGUCUACGUCUAUCUACCCUAUAUAGCGCGCUGGCACAGCUAUAUUUGAUCGCUGAUAGGGAACCAGAUCAUUCGAUCCUCAACCUGAGUGUGCAGCUUCUAACCACCCCCUCAAUCACCGAAGAGAUUGUACAGCGUGGCAACUUCUUGACUAAGGUCAUGGCGAUCUUAUACACUUUCCUUACGACCAGGCAGGUGGGCGAACCGUACGAAGUCAAUACCACUGCAACGCUGUCUUUCGAUGCGGGCUCCGUAAACAAUCGACGCCUUAUCCAUUUCUUCAACGAUCUACGGUUCUUAUUGCAGUCAGAGUAUGUACAGAAACGUGUGCGGACUGAGGAACAAUACGUUCUUCAAUUCCUCGAUUUAAUCAAGCUUACUCAGGGCAUCUGCCCUAACGUGCGCGCUGUCGGUGAGCACGUGGAGUACGAGAAUGAUGCCUGGAUUAGUGCGUCAAUCCUGAUGCGGGAGAUCAAUCGACUGUGCAUCGUUUUCCGUGAAUCGUUCAAGAAACCAGAGCUUGAUGGGGGUCAGAAUUUGCUACGGGCUAUCACAGUGGCUACGAUUUCUACCAUAGUUCAUUCAGUUGGCUGUGAACGUAAGCGGUUUGAACAGGCUGAAAUCAAGGAUGACGUCCAUUUCAAGAAUCUGCAACCGUUCGAUUUCGAGACUGAUCAACUUGGGACGUUUCAGCGUCAUCGUGUUGUGGACUUUCUUGUGGAGAAAGGUGCAAUGAGCUUCCACCAUGCCCUCCACUAUACUCUCUCCUGGCUGCUAGAUUGUGCUCGUGGCAUGAGCCAAGAAUUGCUGCGUGAAGUGCUCUUCAGCGCAGCUGAAGCCGCUAACGACAAGUACAUCUUCGACAGUGAUCUUACGCCGGAAGACCUACUGCUCGCAAUGUUCGACUAUCCUCUAAGGGUGUGCGCCUGGCUGGCGCAGAUGAAAGCGAAUAUGUGGGUACGCAACGGCCUCAGUCUACGCCAUCAAAUGUCACAGUAUCGCGGGGUGUCUUUCCGAGAAAUGGGCUACUAUCGCGAUAUCUUUUUGCUCCAGACCGCCUUGGUGACGUGUAACCCUAGCAGGGUCCUUGCUUCCAUUGCGGAUAGGUUCGGCGUCGUGGAUUGGAUGACCAGGAAUUAUACUGCGCGUGCUGGAUACGAAGAUUCAAAGAUACUUGACGUAGUGGAGGAGUUUGUUCUUUUGUUGAUUGUUCUCUUGACUGAUCGACACUCGCUCACCAUUGAUGGCGAUGGUGACCAGGCAACGUACCAGAAUAUGAGUCGGGAAAUCGCACACGUUCUAUGCUUCAAGCCUCUAUCAUUUUCUGAUCUGUCAACCCGCUUGAGCGAUCAGGUGCGGGACUCUGAUCAUUUCCAAGACGUUCUGGAGGAGGUUGCGAGAUUCCGACCACCUGAAGGGCUGAACGACAGCGGAACAUUCGAACUCAAGCCAGAAUAUAUCAGUCUAAUCGACCCUUAUAGCGCUCAUUACUCGAAGAAUCAACGAGACGAGGCCGAGAGUGUCUACAGGGAAUGGAUGGCGAAACAAACAGGGAAGAAGGCUUCUGAUAUCGUUUUUGAGCCUAAGUUACGACCUUUGGAGUCUGGUGCCUUCGCCGACCUGGCACGCUUCACGCGAACUCCGCUAUUUGCCCAGAUUAUGCACCAGUGCCUAGAUUAUGUGAUGACUUCCAAGGACCGUACUCCUGGGAUACCACCUACUCGUGUUGAAACGUUCCUCCAGGUCGUUCUUCAUCUAAUCCUUUCAGCUACCCUUGAAGACCACACGGAUGAAGACAGGAACGAUGACCAAUCUGCGGAAUCUUUUGUGUCACACGCAUUAACGAAGGUCAGAUCAACGCAAAUGGGCAACUUGACUAUUGUUGGUCUCCUGGAAAAGAUCUCCUCAAUGCCUGAGUAUUCUGCGUGUGGGCCGAGAAUCCGCCACAUUCUAAAGCGUCUCUGGCAAAAGCGGCCUCGUACCUACAGUUCUGCUACGGCUUCCCUGAUGUUCCCAUUUGAUCGUAUCGAUACAAACUCACCUGCCAUUGACACCGAGAGUGAAAAGGAGUUGAAGAAAAAACAGGCCCUCGAACGGCAAGCCAGGGUAAUGGCUCAAUUCCAGCAACAACAACAGAAUUUCCUCAACAAUCAGGGAGGCUUCGAUUGGGGCGAUGAGGAUUUUAGUGACAUGGAGUCUGAGCCCGAGGUAACGCCAGAGACCAAAAUCUGGAAAUAUCCUAGCGGCACUUGCAUCCUCUGCCAGGAAGAAACCAAUGACUCGAGGCUUUUUGGUACAUUUGCCCUGGUCCAGGAGAGUAGCAUUCUAAGACAGACUGAUAUUCAGGAUGCGGACUUUAUUCGAGAGGUACUCAAGACACCUUCAAGCCUAGACAAGUCCGCUGAACAUCUCCGCCCAUUUGGCGUUGCGGGUGAAAAUCGUGCCACAGUUCGGCGGCUAGACUCAUCCGGUGGGGAGGUUAUCAGCGAGAAAAUUGGGUUGAGCAAAGGAUUCAACGCUAAGAAUACUGUGCGUGGUCCAGUUACAACUGGUUGCGGGCAUAUCAUGCAUUAUUCGUGUUUCGAGGUAUAUUACUCGGCCACCCAACGGCGUCAUGCGCAGCAGAUUGCCCGUAAUCACCCGGAGCGUCUAAAGCAUAAGGAGUUUGUCUGCCCUCUGUGUAAGGCUCUGGGUAACGCCUUCCUCCCUAUCACCUGGAAGGGCAAGGAAGAGUCGUACCCAGGCCCAUUGAGCACAAAGGUGUCGUUCGAGGAGUUCAUGGACCACGAGGUCAAAUCUGUUCUCUCCCCUAAGCAUAAAAUUAAUUACGCCCUGCUGUCAGACAACAGUGAGCUGCAAUUACAGGCGUACCAAGGGUUAUUCCGGGACUAUCUUCACAGAUCGCUCGUACCUCCGCUUGCGGAUAAGGUGGAGCAGCUGUUAUCGUCUUCGCUCUCUUCAACCGCGCAUUUGGUGCCACAACCGCGAUUACCCAUGCCUGGCUUGUUCCCACAGCAGGAUGAUCUUUCAUCUCCGAAUUCCCCCCAACAAUCCCUGGCCUCCAGUGAUACGCCGAUGACUGAGCUUCUGCAGAUCUACGCACGGCUGAAGCAGACCCUUCGGCUGAAUCAGAUCUAUUCAACCUUUAGCCAUCCGCCAGAGACUCUGGGCAAUGAUGAUAUUAUUCACACAGACUCUUUAUUCCAGAGCUUCGGCUUCAGUAUUGCUGCGGUUGAAAUCGCUCAACGUGGUGUUGAAUCCGAGCCAGGCUGCACGCUCCUUGACAAAAUACCCCAAUUAACGUUGACGCACCUUCGUGUCCUGGCUGAAACUGCAUUGACAUACGCAUCAGUCGGUGGUUUACAGAGCAAAGGCGGAAACCAAAGUCGGUCCCUGGAAGAGUUCCGUGAGAUGCAUCACCAGAAGCUAUGCCAGCUGUUUGUGGGCCAUCCAUUCUUUGAAGGUACAUCACUCCUCGCUGAUGUCCACCAAAUCGAGCCACUAUUCGCGAAGGACACGUUCGUGUUUCUUGCCGAAUGUUCACUUGCCCUUCUUCCUGUCCUGGAUAUUGAUGUCCGCCACUUGGUGCAGAUGUGCUAUGUCGCUGAGAUUGUCAAGGUUGCCACCACGUACAUUGUCUGGCCCAUAGGACUAAAGGAAGAGCUGGCCCAGAAUGGUGAUGCGCAUUACUUGUUAGAUAUGGAACUUUCUGACGAACGGUUUGAGGUCACUCGGCAGUUCUUCAACACUGUGGUCUCGGAGCUCAAGGCAAACUCCGUAGGCAGAGGAAUAGGGUCUUCGCAUCCAACUGAACUAGGCUAUGUCAAAGAGGGCGAGGAUUCAGCAACCCCCGGCGUGAUCAUUGCUCUACACCGCCUCAUAUCAAGCUACGCCCUAACCUUCCUGCGAAAAGCGGUCAUUUUACUUCAUGUGCAACAUGGCGUCGAGUUCCCCAGCACAGGCUUCGGCGACGUGGGCGCGUCAGAGCUGGAUCGCUUAACCAAGAUUCUGAAUAUGCCUUCUCUUGACGAAAUAUUUGCUUCAGUGAAGCCUGCUCGCAAGAGCGGUAAGCCCCUCGACGCCAUGAUCUCAGGCUGGAUCUUCCACUGGAACGCAUCUCGUGCUGGCGUUCGUAUCGGAGACCACAAACUAUGGCCUAGCCUUUCGCACCCAGCCAUCUUCGAACUAGUCGGCCUACCCAAGUACUUCGACAGCUUGAUUGAGCUCGCCAACCGGCGCCGGUGCCCAAAUUCAAAGAAGGAGCUCACCGAUCCAAGCAUCUGCCUCUUCUGUGGAGACAUCUUUUGCUCCCAGGCCGUUUGUUGCCAGGAUAGCAACACCAGAUGGGGCGGGUGCAACCAGCAUGUUGUGAAGUGCGGCAAAAACAUCGGCCUCUUCAUCAACAUCCGUAAAUGCGCCGUCCUCUAUCUCCACAACCAGAGCGGCUCGUGGCACAACGCCCCCUACCUCGACCGCCACGGCGAAGUUGACAUGGGUCUCCGCCGCAACAGGCCGCUCAUGCUAAACCAGAAACGCUACGAUCGGCUUCUUCGCGACGUCUGGUUGUCGCAUAGUGUUCCGGCGACCAUCAGUCGCAGGAUGGAGGCUGACAUCAAUAAUGGAGGGUUUGAGACUAUCUGAUCCCUCUUCAUCAUCUAUCGUUAUUUGUGCAUGAGUAUACGUGGAUGGGAGGAACGAGGACGACGAAUGGCUUGUUCAAAAUUAGACGGUAUCUUUUUCUUCCUUGUAUCUUCUUCUGGCAACCUUUGCUUUCUGAAUAGUAUUGGUUUAUUUGCUCAUUCCUGCUGCUGUUGCGCGCAAAAGAGUCAUAGUUUAGGUGUACGGUUUCUGCAGCUGUCUAUUGGGAUUUGCAUUUGAUUGUAUUUAUCCCAUGCGGCAAGAUGACUCAAGUUCCUGGUUUGAGCUAUAUGUCCAUAAUCAACCAACAAUUGCCGGCUUUCGCCUC
This is a messenger RNA of Aspergillus nidulans FGSC A4, 6805 nucleotides long. Its product is annotated as putative ubiquitin-protein ligase E3 component (UBR1). The transcript has 2 exons. Lineage: Eukaryota; Fungi; Ascomycota; Eurotiomycetes; Eurotiales; Aspergillaceae. The record is from RefSeq and is a predicted model, not a curated record. Bases 1 to 6480 code for a protein of 2159 amino acids. Gene Ontology annotation, biological process: protein ubiquitination; ubiquitin-dependent protein catabolic process; ubiquitin-dependent protein catabolic process via the N-end rule pathway. Gene Ontology annotation, molecular function: ubiquitin protein ligase activity; ubiquitin-protein transferase activity; zinc ion binding.